AUGACCUGCAGGGACAAAGCAGGUCCUGUUUGUAGCCUGACGUUUGUGACUCUGCUGCUUGUCUUAAAUCCAGAAGUCCUACUCCUGGGAACUGGAGUACAGCUUCAAGACAAUGGGUAUGAUGGAUUACUUGUUGCAAUUAAUCCUCAAGUAACCGAGGAUCAGAAUCUGAUCUCAAACAUUAAGGAAAUGAUAACUGAAGCUUCAUUUUACCUAUUCAAUGCUACCAAGAGAAGAGUGUUUUUUAGAAAUAUAAAGAUUUUAAUACCUGCCACAUGGAAAGCUAAUAAUUACAGCAAAGUAAAACAAGAAUCAUAUGAAAAGGCAAAUGUCAUAGUGACUGACUGGUAUGGGACACAUGGAGAUGACCCAUACACUCUACAAUACAGAGGGUGUGGAAAAGAGGGAAAAUACAUCCAUUUCACACCUAACUUCCUACUGAAUGAUAACUUAACAGCUGGCUAUGGAUCACGAGGCAGAGUGUUUGUCCAUGAAUGGGCCCAUCUUCGCUGGGGUGUGUUUGAUGAAUAUAACAAUGACAAACCUUUGUACAUAAAUGGGCGAAAUGAAAUUAAAGUAACAAGGUGUUCAUCUGACAUUGCAGGUGUUUUUGUGUGUGAAAAGGGCCUUUGCCCCCAAGAAAACUGUUUUAUUAGUAAGCUUUUCAAAGAAGGAUGCACGUUUAUCUACAAUAGUACUCAAAAGGCAACUGCAUCGAUAAUGUUCAUGCAAAGUUUAUCUUCUGUAGUUGAAUUCUGUAAUGCAAGUACCCACAACCAAGAAGCUCCAAACCUACAGAACCAAAUGUGCAGCCUCAGAAGUGUGUGGGAUGUAAUCACAGACUCUGCUGACUUUAACCACAGCUUUCCCAUGAACGGGACUGAGCUUCCCCCUCUUCCCACAUUCUUCCUUGUACAAGCUGGUGACAAAGUGGUCUGUUUAGUGCUGGAUGUGUCCAGCAAGAUGGUAGAGGCUGACAGACUCCUUCGACUGCAACAAGCAGCAGAAUUUUACUUGAUGCAGAUUGUUGAAAUUCAUACCUUUGUGGGCAUUGCCAGUUUUAAUAGCAAAGGAGAGAUCAGAGCCCAGCUACACCAAAUUAACAGUGAUGAUGACCGAAAGCUGCUGGUUUCAUAUCUGCCUGCCACUGUGUCCACCGAAGCAGAAACCAGCAUCUGCUCAGGGCUUAAGAAAGGAUUUGAGGUGGUUGAAAAACUAAAUGGAAAAGCUUACUUAACAUCCCAAUCAUGUAUUUCAGGAGGUUUAAAGUUCUUUGUUCCAGAUAAUCCAAACUCCAAUAGUUUGAUUGAUGCUUUCAGUAGAAUUUCCUCUGGAACUGGAGAUGUUUUUCAACAACGUAUUCAGCUUGAAAGUAUGGGUGAAAAUGUUAAGUCUCACCAUCAAUUAAAAAACGCUGUGACUGUGGACAACAGUGUGGGCAAUGACACUGUCUUUCUAGUCACAUGGCAGACCAGUGAUCCUCCUGAGAUUGUAUUAUUUGAUCCUAAUGGAAGAAAAUACUACACAAGUGAUUUUAUCACCAAUCUAGCUUUUCGGACAGCUAGGCUUUGGAUUCCAGGAACUGCUAAGCCUGGGCACUGGACUUACAUGCUGAACAAUACCCACCAUUCUCUGCAAGCCCUGAAAGUGACAGUGACUUCUCGUGCCUCCAGCUCAGCUGUGUCCCCAGCCACUGUGGAGGCCUUUGUGGAAAGAGACAGCACCCAUUUUCCUAAUCCCGUAAUGAUUUAUGCAAAUGUGAGAAAGGGGUUUUAUCCCAUUCUUAAUGCCACUGUGACUGCUACAAUUGAGCCAGAGACUGGAGAUCCUGUUAAGCUGAAACUUUUUGAUGAUGGAGCAGGUGCUGAUGUUAUAAAAAAUGAUGGAAUUUAUUCGAGGUAUUUUUUCUCCUUUGCUGUAAAUGGUAGCUAUAGCUUGAAAGUGCAUGUCAGUCACUCUCCCAGCAUAAGCACCCUAGCCCACUCUAUUCCAGGGAGUCAUGCUAUGUAUGUACCAGGUUACAUAGCAAACGGUAAUAUUCAGAUGAAUGCCCCAAGGAAAUUACUGGGCAGAAGUGAGGAGGAACAGAAGUGGGGCUUUAGCCGAAUAAGCUCGGGGGGCUCCUUUUCAGUGUUGGGAGUUCCAACUGGUCCGCAUCCUGAUGUGUUUCCACCAUGCAAAAUUAUUGACCUGGAAGCCGUAAAAGUGGAAGAGGAGGUGACUCUAUCUUGGACAGCACCUGGAGAAGACUUUGAUCAGGGCCGGGCUACAAGCUAUGAAAUAAGAAUGAGUAAAAGUCUACAGAAUAUCCAGGAUGACUUUAACAAUGCCAUUUUAGUGAAUACGUCAAAGCUAAAUCCUCAGCAAACUGGCACCAGGGAGAUAUUUACAUUCUCACCCAAACUUUUCACAAAUGGACCUGAACAUCAACCUGCUGGAGAGAUACAAGAAAGCCACAGAAUUUAUGUGGCGAUACGAGCAAUGGAUAGGAACUCCUUAAAGUCUGCUGUAUCUAACAUUGCCCAGGCAUCUCUGUUUAUUCACCCAAAUUCUGCUCCCAUCCUUGCCAGAAAUCACCUUAUAUUGAAAGGAGUUUUAACGGCAAUGGGUUUGAUAGGAAUCAUUUGUCUUAUUAUAGUUGCAACGCAUUGUACUUUAAACAAGAAAAAGAGAGUAGACAAGAAAGAAUGGAACAAAAUUAGUAUGAACAAAUGUAGAGUACCUUCCCUCUUAGAUAUGUGA
Molecule: messenger RNA, 2742 nt
Organism: Galeopterus variegatus (Sunda flying lemur)
Lineage: Eukaryota; Metazoa; Chordata; Mammalia; Dermoptera; Cynocephalidae
Gene: CLCA2
Product: chloride channel accessory 2
Exons: 14
Coding region: 1-2742 (913 amino acids)
Molecular function (GO): intracellularly calcium-gated chloride channel activity
Source: RefSeq, a predicted model, not a curated record